Messenger RNA from Danio rerio (zebrafish), 3277 nucleotides. The record is from RefSeq and is a predicted model, not a curated record. NCBI's taxonomy places the organism in Eukaryota, Metazoa, Chordata, Actinopteri, Cypriniformes, Danionidae.
UGUGCUUACAGGUCUUCUGUUUGUGCUGAUAGAGGACAUCAUCAUGCAGAACUGCUCGGUUGGCCAAAAAAAACAAAGAGGAAAGUGUGUAGAUGAAGAUGAGUGUGAGCAGGAACUCAUUUGUGGAGAAAAUGCAAACUGCUUCAACACUGUUGGCAGCUACUACUGUCAGUGUGACACAGGAUUCACACCAGAGGGCACUAAACCAACUGUUAAUUUCACACAAGCAGAUGGGAUUCAGUGCAAAGACUUUAAUGAAUGUGUGAAUACCAGCAUUAAUUGUGGUCCAAAUGCAGAAUGUGUCAAUAAUCAAGGAGGUUAUGCCUGCAUAUGUAGAACUGGCUACACUCCCAGCAAUGGAAAGGAAACAUUUCUUGUUGGACAAGGAGUUCAGUGUGUUGACCUUGAUGAAUGUGUAAAUGCCAGCAAUAAUUGUGGUCCAAAUGCAGAAUGUGCCAAUAAUCAAGGAGGUUAUGUGUGCAGCUGUAGAACUGGCUACACUCCCAACAAUGGAAAGAAGACAUUUACUGCAGAACAAGGAGUUGAGUGUAAUGACACCAAUGAAUGUGUGAAUACCAGCAUUAAUUGUGGGGGAAAUGCAGAAUGUGUCAAUAGUCAAGGAGGUUAUGCCUGCAAAUGUAAAUCUGGCUACGUUUCCAGCAGUGGAAAGGAGACAUUUACUGUAGGACAAGGAGUUCAGUGUGUUGAGUUUAAUUAUGAGAUAUUUAAAAAGAAGAUCACUGCAUUUGAGGCUGCUAAUCCAGAGCUGGCAGAACUUGUCUUCUUGAUGAACAGCAGCUGUGAGGCACUAAAACAGAAUAAAAUUCAAAAUGGAGAAAAGCUUUUAGAGGAAUUUCUCAGUGCUCUAGACGGUCUGCUUCAGAAUAAUGAUCAGUUGGAUAACAAGAAAGCCUCAGCGGUGUUUAGUAUUGUGGAAAGCAUGCUUAAACUGAUAGGACUUAUGCUGCCAAGCAGCCAAACCAAGAGGUCAACCACUAGAUCUGAUGUGGAGCUGUUGGUUAAGAGGAACAGUACUCCACCUGGAGGUCGUUUCAUGGUAUCCAGCAAUGGCACAUGGUUUACUUCCCACUGGGACACAGCAACAGGAAAAGAAUACAUGGGCUUUUCAACAGUGGCUCUCCUCAGCUACACAGGUCUGGAAGAAUCACUCAGCCGCUAUUUUAACCAUUUAGAGAAACAAGAAAAGCAAACAUUCAAAAUCAAUUCAGAAAUAGUAACUGCCACUGUUAGCAAUGAAGACACUGCCAACCUGGAGAAACCAGUAAAUUUCACGUUUUCGCACUUGAAGAAAGAGAAUGUGAAUCACAUUUGUGUGUUUUGGGAUCAUGAUUUGGAUGGGGGUGCCUGGUCGACCCGUAACUGCUCCACAGUGAGGUCCACUGCUGAUGAAACGAUCUGCUCCUGUUCUCACCUCAGCAGCUUCGCUGUGCUUAUGGCUCUCUAUGACAUUGGGGAUGUGUACGAGCUGCGUCUGAUCUCAUGGGUGGGACUGUCUCUGUCUCUGGUCUGCCUCCUCAUCUGCAUUAUCACAUUUUACGCGGUGCGAUCCAUCCAGAGCACACGCAACACCAUCCACAUGCACCUGUGCAUCAGCCUCUUCAUUGCAUACUUCGUAUUCCUCGUGGGCAUCACCCGCACUGAGAAUAAGGUGGGCUGUUCAGUGGUUGCAGGUGUUCUGCAUUACUUCUUCCUGGCCUCUUUCUGCUGGAUGUGUCUGGAAGGAGUGCAGCUCUUCCGCAUGGUGGUGCUGGUUUUCAACACCACACUGAGACACGUCUACAUGUUUGCUGCCGGCUAUGGAGUUCCUGCUCUUAUCGUUGCCAUUUCGGCCUCAGUGAAUGCACGCGGAUAUGGCACCCCGAACUACUGUUGGCUCAACAUUGAUGAUGGCUUCAUCUGGAGCUUUUAUGGGCCAGUUUGUAUUAUAAUUGUUGUUAACGUGUUCUUCUUCCUCAUAACAAUAUGGAAGCUGGCGGAGAAAUUUUCUUCCCUCAACCCAGACUUAGACAAUCUACGCAAAAUUAAGGCGUUUACAGUCACUGCCAUCGCUCAGCUCUGUGUUCUAGGCAUCAUGUGGGUCUUCGGCUGCUUUCAGUUUGACAGCACCUCUCUGGCAAUGUCCUACAUCUUCACUAUUCUGGGCAGCCUGCAGGGGGUGCUCAUGUUUAUCAUGCACUGCUGGCUCUCCAAACAAGUGAGAGACGAAUAUGCCAAAUUCCUGUCAUGUAUUUGUGCACCACAGAAGAGGAAAUAUUCAGAGUUCAGCUCCAAUCAGACAAGCAAAUCACAGGCCUCAAAGAGUGUUCAACACACUGGAGAAUCCCAGAUUUGACAGACAAUAUCAACAUUCUGUUACUGCUAUCGUCUGCCUGCUUUCUGUGGGUAUAAGAAAAUGUUUUUUGUCUUUUAUUUCAGAGGAGUUUUCUUUACUUGAGGGUCAACUUAAGGAAAAGAAAGAAAUGACAGUUAAGAAAUCUUUUUUAUGGACAUAGUAGUGUCGCUUUAAUUAUUUCUUUGUGCUUUUUAAAAUCUCCUUUAUAAUACAUUUAUAAAUACGACACAUAUUGUUUCAAAGCUUAUAGUUCUUAAGACUUUUUCUUUUUAUUAAUAAUUAAAUUAUUUGAAUCAAUGUGGGACCAUGUCCGAGCACUCACUCUAGCUCACCCCAAGCUCUGUGUUGGUUUGAAUUUUUACUAUUGUGAAAAUAAUUGAUUUAAAACUAUUUUAAUUUGAAUGUAUUUAACAUUUUAUUUAUUGAUGUUGCAAAAUCUGAAUCUGAAAAGUUUUCACACAAUCUUUAAAAAUCAUCUUAAAGGUGCAGUAGGUGAUCUGCCUGAAUGCUAACAUGUUAGCAUAAUAUCUUUUAAGCACAAUCCCUCCCCUGCUUCCCAAAGCCACGCCUCCUGAUAUCAUGAAUGGGCACAGCUGAAAGAUGACAGAGACCCACUAGACUAGACCAUGUCAUUUGCCAGUUAGAAAACUUUAAAGUACUUCAUAAUACCACAAUUCCCAACAAAAAAAAAAAAAAAAAAACACAUAUAUAUCUAGCACGUUUCUAGUUGUGUAGUUAGCAAGCAAAACUUGUCGUGAUGUGUAGUGUUUUAUAAAGCAAUGACUGUAUGCUUAGAAGUUGGCCGGAGGCGUGCAGGAAUAUACGUACUAAGCCAUAGCGACAUGCUGUUUCAGACCGAAUAUUCAAAGUAGCAUGGUAAACAAUAUAGGGAGUGUGUCACAGGCUGUCAUUGUUCAAAAAUGA